AAAAAAAUAAAUAAAAAAAUCGAAAUUACGAAAAAGAAUUCAUUUCCCAGUUUCACCCACUCUGACGUGGCGCCCUUUUCCUUUCUCCCUUUUUCUCCUCUCCCACAAAAACAAAACUCUCUCACAACUCUCAAGCAAACAGCACAAAUUCAUUUUUUCCAGUUGUUCUGUUUUGUUCUUCAGAUACUCUACUCCUCUCUAGAGCUUCUUCCUUUAAGCUGCUGCUUCAUUCAUAUUUUGUUCUUUUUAACUCUUCACUUCUCCUCCUCAUCAGCUCCCAGCCAUUAACUUUUUUCCUUUUUAGGUUUUUCCAUUUUGGGAAAUUUUAGGUCCUCUUGUUUUUGUUUUUUUUUUUUUUUCCUUUCCCUGUUUCGAUUUUUUCCACAUAGGUGUGUUUUUUUGUGGUAAAGAUUGAAACUUUAAGGCAGUCUUAAACUCCGAAACAAGCAUUAUUCACUUAGCUCUUUUGGUCUGUGGAUACCCUUUUGUUGAAAUUGCCAAAAGAGUUGGGUUUUAAGGAUUUACAGAGCUCAGUCAUUGUACCACUUUUUCCCAGCUUGUUUGUCAAUUGGCUUUUGAAUCUUUCCUUACUUUCUUGUACAAUCAACUGAAUCUUUGGUGGGUUUUUUGCUGAAAGCUGAUCACGUUUACGGUUGAUCUGUGAGAGAUUGGAUUUGAAGAUUUUUGGUUACUAUUGAACAGUGCUGAAAGUGUUCUUUAAAGAAUGAGGCGAAGAUUCCUAAAUUGGAUCCAGAUGUUUUGCUGUCUAAAUAGAGAUUGAUUUGUUGAGUCCCGAGUUUUUUUAAGAGGUUGCUCUUAACUACUUUUACCAUAUUUUCCCCUGAUCCUCUGCAAGGCGGCCGUGAAGUUGAGCUGUUUUUUGGGUGAAUUUGGAAAUUGGAAGAUUUGAAGUCUUGAAGAACUAUCUGAUGGUUUCCGCAUCUAUGGCUAUACAGGAUGAGAGUGGAAGUACAGACUCAGAGACAACGCUUCCCCUGGGAAACCAGGUCUGUUUUGAAGUGGAUGUCACUUCCAGAAAUAGCAUCCCCUCGAAAGAGCAACUUCAGUCUGGAGAUGAUCACUCCCUCAAGGUUAGGAAGCCUUACACAAUCACGAAACAAAGAGAAAGGUGGACAGAAGAGGAACAUAAGAAGUUCCUUGAAGCUUUGAAACUGUAUGGCCGAGCCUGGAGGCGUAUAGAAGAGCAUGUGGGUACAAAAACUGCUGUGCAAAUUAGAAGCCAUGCUCAGAAGUUUUUUACCAAGGUUGCACGUGACUCUGGCAAUGGUGAUGCAGCCUCUGUAGGGCCAAUUGAAAUUCCUCCCCCUCGCCCAAAGAGAAAACCACUACACCCAUAUCCUCGGAAAGUAUCUGCCUCCACCAAAGGCAAGGCUUUAACGAUUGAUAAGCGAGCACGUUCUGUAGCUCCAGAUGUUGGUCUCUCAACUGAAGAUAACCAAUCCCCUACUUCGGUAUUGUCCGCCACUGCAUUUUGUUCUGAUGCUCCAGGUGCAACAGACUCAAACAGCCCAGAUGGUAGUUUGUCACCUGUUUCAUCAGUUGUUGGUGGCGGUUCCACUGUUUUAGAGAUAUCUGAGCAACCUAACUUGUCAUCAGCAAAAGGAAAUGAAAUCACAUCCAUGGCACGUAGCCAAGUGAAUAUAUCUUCAAAUCAGGAUGAGAAGGUUCCUCUGAAACUUGAAUUGUUUCCAGAAGAGAACUCUUUCAUUAAAGAAGGUUCAGAGGAAGUAUCAUCUACGCAGUGCUUGAAGCUCUUUGGGAAGACUGUAAUGGUAACUGACUCUUGUAGGCCGACAUCUUCAAAUUCAGGAACCUGCAAAUUGCAGCCUUCCAAUGAAAAUGAAGGAAAAACGGCUCAAUCGUUACAAUGGAAUUUAAUUCCCAUUAAUUAUUCUAAAGGUGAUUUGGAGUAUUCCUGGAGUGCUCUAACUUUUGGAGGGCAAGCGGCGCUCUUCUGCCUGCCAGUACAGAAUGGAGUAUCAAAUAUAACAGGACAAUGUCCAACUCCUAUUUCCUUGCCAUGGUGUUCAUAUUCAAACCUCGCGUCUGUUCCUGUAGUCCAUGUCCAUAAUCCAGUUCCAAUUAAGGCUUCACUAGUGGGAGAUUGUAAAGAAAUGGUAGAUAUUGAUGUCCGCAAGGAGGGGUCUUCAUCCAACUCCAGUGCUGAGUCUCAGUGUGCGGAUGGAGACAGCAAUCUUGAAGCUCAAAGCUGUCAAUUGGUAUUAGGAAAAGAGGAAAAAGCACUUCCCUCCAAAAAAUCUGGUUGCGAGACAUCUUUCUCGGACUCUUGUAAUCGUACCAGGGGUUUUUUACCAUAUAAGAAGAGAUGCGUAGCUGAUAGGGAUGCUCAGUCGGUAGUAGUUGGAGAAGAGAGGGAGGAGCAGCGCAUCCGUCUUUGCCUGUAGUUGAUCCUUGUUUUGAGUCUUUUUGCCUGUGCAGUUUCAUCUCUUUCUUUUUUGCCAUAAUUUUUUUGCCCAUUGGACAGCUGAGGAUGUGAAGACAUAACACGAGAGCGGCUUGCGAACCCUAGCUGCAGCAUCUCUAGAUAUGUAGUUGGCCUCACCUACUUUGUAGUUGAGUCCAUUUUUUUGUUCUUUUGUUCAGUUCUUCCUCAACUGUGAAAAAUGUAUGAACUGGAGGCUAUGUGACACUUUGUACCAGAACUUGCUUUCAUUUUAAGGUUAGGCUUUGAUGUGUAAUUAGCUAAAGAUGUGAUGUAAAUGUGCCUAACCGUUGAUCUUGAUAUGCAAGAGCUAUUCUGUAACUAAUAGUCAUUCAGUUUAUGCUGAGGGUAGGAAACAGUUGUUUGUCAGCUUCCUCCAUGUAUCUUGUAACUUCAUUAGGUCAGAAUUGAUGGAGCCAAAGAAACAAACAUAACUUCCAAUAUAAACCGAGUGAUACAUAUAAUUAACAAAGAAUUUGGGCAGGCAGUUUGGAUACC
Molecule: messenger RNA, 2962 nt
Organism: Oldenlandia corymbosa var. corymbosa
Lineage: Eukaryota; Viridiplantae; Streptophyta; Magnoliopsida; Gentianales; Rubiaceae
Source: the annotation of a GenBank genome assembly